AUGCGUAAAAUCGCCAACGUUCUAGGAGAAGGUCCAAGUUCGUUCAGAACAAGGCUCAGUGUCCAACAUCCGCCGCCCGAUUACCACGCUGUUUUCGCGGAAAUGACUGGCGGCAACGACACCACUUUGGAACGUCUUAUGAAUCUGCAAACGUCACCGAACGCUUUAACAGCUACAGAAGUGGCUUUGAUACUCAGAAAAAGCUUCAGAGGAAGUCGAAUUCGAUCGCCUACCAGGAGUACUGCUGAACAAUUUUUGGCGUCGCUCAGUGCUGAGCAUUUGGUGGACGCCGAGGCUCCGAUUGGCGAGACUUUCUAUACUAUAGCGACUGGAGCUGGCCUAGCUAAAUUUCUAAGGCAAAGCAUCAGGCGCAGCAUGCGUAAAAUCGUCAACGUUCUAGGAGAAGGUCCAAGUUCGUCCAGAACAAGGCCCAGUGUCCAACAUCCGCCGCCCGAUUACCACGCUGUUUUCGCGGAAAUGACUGGCGGCAACGACACCACUUUGGAACGUCUUAUGAAUCUGCAAACGUCACCGAACGCUUUAACAGCUACAGAAGUGGCUUUGAUACUCAGAAAAAGCUUCAGAGGAAGUCGAAUUCGAUCGCCUACCAGGAGUACUGCUGAACAAUUUUUGGCGUCGCUCAGUGCUGAGCAUUUGGUGGACGCCGAGGCUCCGAUUGGCGAGACUUUCUAUACUAUAGCGACUGGAGCUGGCCUAGCUAAAUUUCUAAGGCAAAGCAUCAGGCGCAGCAUGCGUAAAAUCGCCAACGUUCUAGGAGAAGGUCCAAGUUCGUUCAGAACAAGGCUCAGUGUCCAACAUCCGCCGCCCGAUUACCACGCUGUUUUCGCGGAAAUGACUGGCGGCAACGACACCACUUUGGAACGUCUUAUGAAUCUGCAAACGUCACCGAACGCUUUAACAGCUACAGAAGUGGCUUUGAUACACAGAAAAAGCUUCAGAGGAAGUCGAAUUCGAUCGCCUACCAGGAGUACUGCUGAACAAUUUUUGGCGUCGCUCAGUGCUGAGCAUUUGGUGGACGCCGAGGCUCCGAUUGGCGAGACUUUGUUGGUUCCUGAUUCAGGUCCAUUGCCUGUUCCCGAUCAGGCUCCUUGUUUGGGGGUGCCCCUUCCGUCCGCAGGUUCGCGUCGUUCCCUGCUGUGCUGGGAGUCUCAGGGAUUCCCUGCUGGCCAGAGGGCUUCAUCGUCACCUGAGCCCUCGUAG
Messenger RNA from Ceutorhynchus assimilis (cabbage seed weevil), 1221 nucleotides. The record is from the annotation of a GenBank genome assembly. NCBI's taxonomy places the organism in Eukaryota, Metazoa, Arthropoda, Insecta, Coleoptera, Curculionidae.